AUGGCAAGUCCUCGUAAACCAAUUGUCACAGCAGUUAAUCCGUUUUGUGUACCGAAUGGGGCAUUGGCCGAUGCAGAUUCAGAUUCAGAUUCAGAAACUACGGCCUCAGUUUCAGAAACUUCAGAUUCUGAGUCUGAGACUGGAGUUCCAAUCAAUAUUGUGGUAACACCAGCAGUGUCUUCUUUAUCAAUAUCCGAGGCACCUAUGGACGACGAUGCACAGACUUUUUCUUCAGGGUACCUCAGUUUCUCUGCAUCAUCAUCUUCAUCAACAACUACCACACAUUUACAACUACCCCAGGGAGGAUACUCAGGGAUUGCACCGCCUUUGCCUCCAUGGCGUAAACUGUUAUGGGUUAAGCAACCGUACCCUGAUAACUAUGUGGAUACCACGUUUUUGUCACAGCUUAAGCAAAACUCACACGUGCAGCCGUACACCUUCUGGGCCCUUAGUGCUGAUUUCUCGUCUGUACUUGUACACUUGUGCACCGUCGUUCAUUUCGUCAUUGUGUUUGUGGGAAUUUAUGGCCAGGGAUGGAGUCCCGUCAGGUUUGCCGGAGGUUCAUGUGUGUUGACUGCCGGAGGAUACUUAUGGCUCCGGUAUUAUUUAAUGGACGGCCAAAGUCUUGGUCCAUCUUCGUCAUCAGAGCCCGGCUCUCUGCUGGCUACUUUUAAAUCGGCUUUACUCAUUCUCUUUACAAUCCUCGCUCUUUCACCCGUCCUUAAGUCUUUGACCCAAUCAACAUCUUCAGACUCUAUCUGGGCCCUUGCUAGCUGGCUUGUUGUUGGAAAUAUUUUUGCCAACGAUUAUUCAUCCACCUCCACAAGAGCCGUCACUACAGUUUUCAAUGCCGAUCAGGAUAUUGAACUUAAAUCAUCACUCUCUACAAACCUCGCCUUAUCUGCUGCCAUUGUGCUUGCAUCCCGUUUACCAACAACCAUCGCCGUAUUUUCCUUCGUGCUCUUCUCUAUCCAACUCUUUGGCGUCUUCCCGGCUUUUGUCAAACGUAUUCGUGUAGCAAAGUCCCCCAAAGCUGCCAAGUCUUCCCCCACCGUCGCGCUACGCUACUCAAAAACAUACUGGUCUCUACUCGCAACCUUAGUUACUACUACUUAUAUAGGACUCUGGCAUAUUUGCGCAGGUGCUGAUCCGUGGUUCAAGCUGCUGGUCGGCGGUACAUGGCUCGGCACCCAAGUGGCCGUCAUGGUAGUGUUACCACUGUGGUUACUGACCCUUCAAAAGUACAAGAAUGAAAUCCAAGGGCCUUGGGACCCUGCUAAACCUGUUCUUCAAAAUACUCGUAUUUAA
Molecule: messenger RNA, 1308 nt
Organism: Magnusiomyces paraingens
Lineage: Eukaryota; Fungi; Ascomycota; Dipodascomycetes; Dipodascales; Dipodascaceae
Exons: 1
Coding region: 1-1308 (435 amino acids)
Biological process (GO): GPI anchor biosynthetic process
Cellular component (GO): glycosylphosphatidylinositol-N-acetylglucosaminyltransferase (GPI-GnT) complex; membrane
Source: RefSeq, a predicted model, not a curated record